Aspergillus steynii IBT 23096 is the source of this 1083-nucleotide messenger RNA. RefSeq names its product zinc-binding alcohol dehydrogenase family protein. Bases 1 to 1083 code for a protein of 360 amino acids. Gene Ontology annotation, molecular function: oxidoreductase activity, acting on NAD(P)H. The record is from RefSeq and is a predicted model, not a curated record. Lineage: Eukaryota; Fungi; Ascomycota; Eurotiomycetes; Eurotiales; Aspergillaceae. The transcript is spliced from 3 exons.
AUGUCCUCUCGCUCUCGAACCGCCAUCCAAAUCGCCAGUCCCGGCCACGCCGAACUGCGCUCCGACGUCCCCUACCCCCGCCUCCGCGACGACUACAUCAUCGCCGAGACACGAGCCGUCGCCCUGAACCCUACCGAUAACAAACAUAUCGACGGCCUCGGAGCCCCCGGGACGAUCGUCGGAUGCGACUGGGCGGGAGUGGUCGUGGAGGUUGGGAAGUCCGUGACGCGGUUUAAGCCCGGGGAUGAGGUGUACGGGGCUGUUCAUGGUGGUAACACCGUUGAACCCGAGGACGGCGCCUUUGCCGAUAUAGUCGUCGGCAAGGAACAAGGCACCUGGCACAAGCCGGCUAAUUUGAGCUUUGCGGAGGCGGCGUCGCUGGGCGUCGGGAUCAUGACGGUCGGUCAGGCGUUGUAUAAGAUGAUGGGCUUGUCGUUUCCGAGCUUGGAUUCUACAGGGACCGGGGCGACGACCCCGGGCCCUUCGAUCUUGAUAUACGGGGCUAGUUCAGCGACGGGGACGAUUGCGGUUCAGAUUGCCAAGAUAUCCAACCUCACCGUGCACGCUACCUGCUCACCAUCCAACAACGCCCUCAUCGCCUCGCGCGGAGCAGACUACAUCUACGACUACAACAGCCCCGACAGCAUCGAUGCCAUCCUCGCGCAAUCAGCCACUAACCCGAUAACCUACAUCUUCGACUGCAUCGGCAGCGAGUCCUCCAGCACGUACUGCAGCAAAAUCCUCCCCGUGACAGGCGGCCACUACCACUCCAUCCGGGCACCUGUGCCACCCGCCUUCAAGGAACUGCGGCCCGAGGAGAGCGCAAAAGCCACCACCGCGUUGGGAUACACGUUGCUGGGUGAGCGGUUCGAGUUCCCCGGCGGACUGGUCUUCGAGGCGGAUAAGGAGGAAGAGGAGUUUGGGAAGAGCUGGGGGAGAAUUGUGGGGGAGUUGGUGGAGAGGGGGGUUGUGAGGACGCAUGAGGUCGAUGCAAGGGUGGGCGGGCUGGAGGGUGUGUUGCAGGGGUUGGAGGAGUUGAGGAAGGGGGAGGUUAGGGGGAAGAAGUUGGUGUAUUCUCUGUAG